AUGUCAAAACAAUCUGUGGUGAGUGCAGUAUGGAUCCCUAUCGUGCCACAACAACACGACUCGUCAUCUGGUUAUGAUCGUCUACAUCCUACUACGCCACAGUUAUAUAAUGUGACAUCGAAGCAUACUCCACUCGACAAUACUUAUAGCAAGAAGCUUAUCAACGAUAAAGUACAAGUAGAGACCAAUGCUAAUCGAUUCAAUUCAAUUUGUCAUAAAUGCAAAAGUCAUAUUGAUGGUAGUCAUCGAUCCCAAAUCACAUUUAACAACCGUAUAUAUCAUCUUAAUUGCUUUAAAUGUGCUAUUUGUCAUAAAAAUCUGAGUGAUUCACCGAGAAAUCAAUUUCCAAUCUAUGAUGAUGGUGAACCUUUAUGUUCACGCUGCGAAUUAACAACUGCAAAAACUUGCACUGUCUGUGGAACACGUAUUGUUAGUGGAGGAUUGAUUAAUUUCAAUGGCAUGAGUUAUCAUGCAGGUUGCUUUCGUUGUGGUCAAUGUCAUCAGCCAUUAGCACAUGAGAAAAAUUCGUACACACAAAAUAUGAAACCUUGUUGUAUUCAAUGUUACAAAAAUCAUUUUGCAUCACGAUGUGCAAAAUGUUCCCAUCCGAUUUUUGUUGGAGGAUCGAUUAAUUACAAUGGAAAGAAAUAUCAUCAAGAUUGUUUUCAUUGUGGACAAUGUCAUCAAGUAGUGACUGAUUCAGAAUAUUAUACACAUCUUGGCGAACCUUGUUGUAUAAAGUGUUUCAAUGAACGCAUUGCAUCUCGAUGUUCACAAUGUUUUAAAAUAAUUUCUAGUGGAAAAUCAAUUACUUGUGAUGGAAAACACUAUCAUCCAGAUUGUUUUUGCUGUGGUCAAUGUCAUAAAAUGUUGAUCAAUGAAAAAGAUUUAUUCAAGCAUAAUGAAAAGCCCUGUUGCAUCAAAUGUCACGAGGAAGUAUUUGCACCACGAUGUUCAAAAUGUUCAAGACCCAUAACCGAUACCAAAGAAUCAAAAGUUACAUAA
Molecule: messenger RNA, 1005 nt
Organism: Rotaria sordida
Lineage: Eukaryota; Metazoa; Rotifera; Eurotatoria; Philodinida; Philodinidae
Source: the annotation of a GenBank genome assembly